AUGAAACACUCGAUGGUUGACAUGGACUGCGAGAGCGCCGUCCGAAGCCGCCCAGGUCAUCCGAGAUAUGCUUGCAGGAUGGCACGCAGAAGACGGCAUCACACGGCAGAAAUUGUCGCGUUGACGCUAGCGGCUGCGACCCAUGCAGCCUUUACCCUUGCUGGUCGGGCCACCCCUCCCUGCAAGAGAUUCGCAACGCAAUUGCGGGCAGAGAGUAUGCCUCCUUUGCCGCCUUUGCCGCCCCUGCCAACUUCGUCGGACAUGCCGGCUGUGCCGGCUAUGCCCUUCCUGGCCGAGACGGAGGAAGACGACGCGGAGGAAGAGCAGUCCGAGGAGGACUCCUGGCCGCCACCUCCCCCAGAACCGGUGGUGCCCGCCGUGCCCAACUUCCAGCAGUACUCGCCGCCGCCGCAGCGAGAACGCGAGUUUGUGCAGACGGGCUUUUCAAGACCCUGGAGACGACCCGAGGACGCUGGCAGAGACACACCCCAGGACUUUUUCGUCCUUCCUCAGGAUGAAAGGGAGGGAGAGCCCCGGGCAUUAACCUGGGAGGAGGCGCUGGUGGACUUCCUCCCAAUCGGCGCAACAGUUCGCGGCGUCAUUCAGGAACUCAGGCCAUACGGCAGCUUCAUCAGCUUGAUUGUCAGCGGCAUGGCCGUGGGCAGAUUUGGCGAGGACUCCCGGAUCCGAGGGUUCUGUGAGGACCUGCAGAGCUCCAGUAAUCCUGCAGACCCGCAGGUGGGCGAGCACGUGGCGGUGAAGAUAAUCGAUGUGGACAUGAGUACGAAGCGAGUCUUCCUCUCCACGAGCCAGGCAGAGCCACCAUGGCCAGCAACGCAGAGAGAGCGGACUCUGCACGCGCCGGAGAAGUAUGAUGAUGAGUCCUUCUUCCCACUGCCAUAG
Molecule: messenger RNA, 903 nt
Organism: Symbiodinium natans
Lineage: Eukaryota; Dinophyceae; Suessiales; Symbiodiniaceae
Source: the annotation of a GenBank genome assembly